Alosa alosa (allis shad) is the source of this 2564-nucleotide messenger RNA. RefSeq lists its product as uncharacterized. Gene Ontology annotation, cellular component: cytosol; nucleus. The record is from RefSeq and is a predicted model, not a curated record. The transcript is spliced from 4 exons. Gene Ontology annotation, biological process: spermatogenesis. Bases 343 to 1134 code for a protein of 263 amino acids. NCBI's taxonomy places the organism in Eukaryota, Metazoa, Chordata, Actinopteri, Clupeiformes, Clupeidae.
AACAACACCGAAGUGCCCAGCAGGAGCACCCAGACCUUACCGCUGUGCCUUCCAGCAUCGCCUCCUUUGGACUGAAGGAGAGAACGAUUUGCGCCUUUUCAUGGAGGAGGUCCAAGAUCGGCAAGAGUAGCUAAUCCCGAGAGAGCUCCUGUUUGGUUUGGUGGUGCAACUCUGCGAUCUCUCCUCCAAGUCGCCCAGCUCCACUCCUCCUAACUUACGGGCAAGGACGCUGCCAAAAAGUCAGGAAACACGUCGGAUUUCGAAAUCUGCGAAAUUUGAAGAUUCGCUCGGGCUGCAAGAACGGACAGACAGAACAAGAAUAGCAACUGAACAACAAGGAAAAUGUUUAAAAAGAGUAAAAGUCAAAUACUUGUGGAUUACGCGUCAGAGGAAGACGACAUGGCUUGGCAUCACCUCCAUUCGUACAAGGACAAAGAGGACAAAGAUCAAGAGGGAGUAGAGGAAACACUGAGCCCCCCUACAAAGGAAUCUAAGGUGAAGAAGAUCAAGUCCAAGAAGGAGAAGAAAGACAAGAAGUUAGACGAUGAGCAUUUUCUUCUGACUGGAGCCACACUCUCAGACAAAAAAGGAAAGAACAAGGAGGAGGAGAGGAGCGCCAAGCCUCUGGACCGGGAGAAGGACAAAGGAUUCUGGGACAGCAUCACCAUGACGAUGCGGCAGAUCACCCCCACCCGCAAGAUGGACAAGAUGGAGGGCUGGGAGCCGCCACAGCUGCCUGGCGAGCCAGGAGACGAGAACGAGCCGCAGAAGGCCGAGGCGAAGAAAGACACUUCACCCACCACCGCCACUACUGCCCCUGUUGCCCCUGCCAUCUCUGCCCUCCCUGCCCUCUCCCUGUCCCCCCCUCCUCUCUCCUCGCCCCUCUCCUCUCCUCUGUCUCUCUCGCUGCCCUCCUGGAGGGCUGGCGUGACUCUGGAGGACUGGCGCUAUGCCAGCCUGGCAGACUGCACGGCCACCGCCGCCCCCGCAGGUGGCCAGCGCAAGGGCUCCGGGGCAGGCCUGGCAAAGGGCAGCGCCGUCCAGUGGGCAGCGCGCGCCAGGGGCAAGCUGGCGGGCAUCAGGAGGAGGAGUCACGGAAAUGUGUCGGAGAACAUGUGGGAGGGGCUUAAGUGAAUGGACAGGGUGGGACAACACCACCCCCCCCACACACACACACACACACACUCACUCUCUCUCACACACUCACACACACACACAAAUCAUGUACACACACACACAAAUCAUGUACACACACACACACACACACACACACACACACACAGUACUCUGCUUGUACUGUAGCGGGAUACAUGUGUGUCUGAACUUGAAGUUGAAAAGGUUUGCUCUGGCUAAGCACCUAUCACAGAGUCUUACAUGGCAAGCUCCAGUUCUUGGUUGGGGGCCCCUUUUGCAAUGGAGCUUUUGGCCAAACCUAUUCCCGAUGCCUUGGUGGUGGCGGUGGGGAGAAGUGCCUUAGCUGCAGCCGACUCACCAGGGGGGUCUGAAGCGACUACAGAGAUGUCGGGUGGGACACUUUGGAAAAGGGGCCUCUUAAGAUCAGGACACAAGUGUUGCUGGGACUGGCAGUUGAGACUGGGCGAGUGAAUAAGUGUGUGUGUGUGAAUAGGGGGUUGGGACGUAGUAUUAAACACUGAAGUAAUCUUUACAUAGUUUUGUGUUAUUGUCUCAUGUCAAAACUGACACACGGGAGCUGAAGUAAAACUCUGUGUGUACACUGGACUGACUUUAAAGGCCAGCUAUGGGGAAGAAGAUGGGACAAUCAAAACGAUAAACAACCAAACCAAACAUACAGACAGUCCCCCAAUGGCCUAUAAAAUGACUAUCCGAAAGAGAGGUCUUUUGUUGACAAAUAUCCACACAGAUUAGAAUGAAUGUGAGAAUAUUAGAUAAGCUGAUUUAGUGUUUAUUAUUCAAAAUGUUCAUUUAAGCUAUAUUUGCAGAACAUUGUCAUGACAUGAGAUGUAGUUUGUUUAGCUCAGUCUGGCUGUGCAUUCUCCUGUUCUAGUUUUUGCGGACUUCAUCAGUUGAUGGCGGUUUCAUCAAGCUUGUGACAGUAUUUUCAACUGUUCACUCAUCAUGUAGGCCUUAAUGCAGCGUUUGGGCAAUUGGCCUUAGGAUGAGCGGUUGUGUUGUCCAUGUCCUUCAGCAAUUUUGAUUAUCCUCACUGUUUUAUUACAAUCAUGAAAUGUAAAUGUAUGAUGAUGUGUGUACUGUUUGAGAGAGCUAUUUUAUAAAACUUCAAAUGUAUAAUGGAGAGCGAAUAAAUGAACAACUUCAGCACCUUGCUGGUGACCUGUAAUACAAAAUGAGUGCAAGACAACUGUCAGUACUUCAUUUUUUCUACGUCUGAGAAAGUUUCAAACUCUGACCUUCAUUCUCAGCAUAUUUUUCAAACAGUUACACUGUUUCUCAUUUGGUCUACUUUCUAUUUUUUUGUGUUCAUUUCUCUUCUUGGCACUGGUUUUGUUAAGGGCAGAGGCAGAUCCUGGUCUUAAAUCAGGGGUUGUUUUGAGACAGAUUGUCAAAUAAAGUCCAAUUCUUUA